AUGGCGACGUCCGCGCCGACGUUCUCAGCGGCAGGAACACCAUCGUUCUGUGCGCCAGCGAAGCUGAAAAUCCUGCUGGUACCAGCAGCGCCACUUGAGCAGGCUGAAUUUGAGCGUUGGAGUAGCUAUGUGCGUGUCUGGGAGCAUGUGAAGUUGACAGAUGUGCCACGCACGUCGCGUCCAGUGCCGAGCAAGCCAUUGUAUGAACAGGGUGAGGUACACUUGUCGUUUGUGACGUCCAAUGAUCCAGCACAUGUCUACUUGGCACCAUUUCAGCUGCAUCACAAUGUACAAGGAGUGCUAGGACUUACAACGUAUCCAGCGAAGUCGGCGAGUGACUUGGAGCGAGUGCCUGGACUGCUGCGCUCGCAAUACCCACAUGCACUCCUUCACCGCGUGUUGGCUUUUGAUGUGCAUGCGCGAGGCCAGACAUCCAAGCCCGAGCGCGAUGGAGAUAUGGCGGACGUAUCGGCGGCACGUAGCGGGCACAGUGAGGCAGAGACGGAGGAUGAUGACGUGGGUGACAUGGGCGCCGGGGCCGAUUCUGGCGCUGGCGUCGGUGCUGCUGCGACUGCGGCAGGCGAGGCAGAGUUUGUACCAACAGCAGGGUCCCGUGGGCAACGAGAGAGCGGGCUUGUUGUGUUCCCAGCCGUGCGGCGUGAUGCCAAAGAUGUGCGGUUUUAUGUUCGCACAUACAUCGCUGAAUUCGUCGGCACACUGCUCGAUCACCUCGAUACACUAGUGGCGCAGCUGGAUGAAAGCUCACUUGAGACACCACGAGAAACACUCACGGGCGCGCCCAUGUUCAAACUGGUAACAGAGCGCCGCUUAGCUCCGCCACUCGAGCGCCGCAUGUCGGCAGCGAGUGCUGCAUCCAAAAUGUUCGGACUGAAACGGAGCAAAUCACCAGCGCAGCCGCCCCCUGCGUCGCUUCGACUGGUCAAAGUCAAAGCCGAUGUCGCUAUGCUCAAUGGGUACCUAUGGGAUGCGCUCGAGCUGUACGACAGCAUCUUGACGCUGCCAGGAAAAGAGCGCGCACUCGCCGGCGGACAUGAUGCGGUGUGGUUUGCUGGUGCGUUGGAAGGCUGGGCCGUCACGCGUUUACUGGUUGCGCGCUUGGGUGCCGAUGCCGCCGAGCUUGCGCCAUGCCUGUUGUAUCCCCUGACGCCUGGAAAGGACAAAGAAGUACACGAGCCGACGCCGCCCGCACUUGCAUGGCGCGACAUCGCUGAAGCGUACUCGCUGGCGAUGGCCAUCUAUAGCAAAUGCCUUGCGCCACCGCAGGUCCAGCUCGAGGCGUUGCGUUCGAUGACGAACGAGACGUCGCGUGACUAUACGCCGCCGUAUGUGUAUGCGUGCGCAUGCCUAAACUAUGCGCGCUUCCUGCUCGCGCUCUUUGCAUCGGGCGGCUGGAACAGCGAGGCAUUUGACCAGCUCGUGUAUGGCGGUGUGCCACCGACCCUCGAUACGGGUGUCCCACUCACAUUCGCUGAGCAGGCGCAUCUCGCUGCUGUCUCUGGCAUCUACCGGCACGAAGUGGCUGCAGCUGCCAAUGCAGCCUUGACGCCGUCUCUGCCGCUGCUUCUCCCCUCCGAUCAGCUGCGUGUGCUGAGCUCAUUGCACCGCAUCCUCAGCCUGCUGGGCUACACACGCCAAGUUGCUCACGUGUCGCGCACACUCGGCACGGUCGUGUGCAGUAUGCUUGUGCGGACCAUGCGCGUGCGUGCGAGCCAAGGCACGUCAUCGAGCUCGUCGUCGAGCUCGUCGUCGGUCAUCGAAUUGUCGUGGGACAGCUUGGGCGAUGCUCUUCGCUGGCACACGCCUCCAGGACCCAUUCCUAUCGCGGAACGAAUCGACAGCGGUGUGUUUGCGUGUGCAAAUCCAGCUCUCGUUCUGGGCCUUGUCGCAUGUGACGCAUACGGCAUCGAUCUACUGACAUCGCCGCUUCUUCACGUUCCUACGACGCACAUCCUUGAGCAGGCGCGUCGUCGUGUCUGCUCUCACGCUUACAUGGACAUACUCGCGUCCGCACUGGGGGAGAAGGAGGCGAAAGCUUGGCUGCCAACUCUGAGUGCGUGUGCUGCAACCGCUUGGCGCUCACGCACCUGCUUCGGCUGGCAUGCUUUGCAGGUUCAGCUACUCAAGGAUCUCAUUGUGCAGUGCGAAGCGCUGGACGACCACCUCAGCCAGGUAUUUUUCGCUGCGCUCCUUCUCCGCGACUUUGAGCUGGACGAAGCUGACCAAGUUGGGGGGGGCGAAGGGCUCAAACAUGCAUUGCCGCGUGCUCAGUGGCAUGGCGCUCCGGGCUUGACACUCCGAUACUGGGGACCCAGAUCCCUCUUGCGUGCUAUACAGCUCGAGCCCAUGCCCGCGAGUCUCAUGCCGGUCACGCGCGCGCGGCGCGACUUUGAGCCACGGCCACAGACAGAUGCUUCAGACGAUGGGCCACCCGGCCUCAACAACCCUUUUAUCAUGCGCACGUCCUUUCGUCAGGCUGCCAGCGCAUCGAAAGAGUCGCAGUUUGUGAUGAACGAGGUCCUGACGGUUCACGUGACACUGGUAAACCCAUGGGCCAUUCCACUACCGCUGUACGAUGUGUACGUGCGCACAGAGGGUGUCCCUGUAAAGGCAGCGAACGGCGAUUCAAUCUCGGACGGUUUGCGUGCGCGAUCCGACGCGACGCGUGCAGCCGCCGCCAACAGCCCUUCUUCACGUCCCCCAGCAUCGAUCCAUGUGCUGGUGCCACCACGCGCCGUCCACACGCUUCGUCUUCCGCUGGUCCCGCUCGACACUGGUACACUGCAGAUUCUCGGCCUGCAUGUACGUCUAUGGGGUGCUGAGCCGUGCGACUUGUUCGUGCCGCCAAGCAUCGCUGCCAUAAAAGACAACCUUCCCCGCCAAGUGGGUCUGGCAGCCCGCCCCGCCGCCGUACUCGUCCAGCACGUUGUCCAUACACGUCCCGCAAACGAGGCGGAACUUGUCAAGACACUUGAACCACAUCGUGCCGAGCCACUGACGUGCCGAAUCCUGCCACAACUGCCGCGCAUUCGUGCGUCGUUUCCAGAGCUUGGGCCGUCGGCACUUGUGCUCCAACAUGGCCAGGAAACACGUGUGCGCGUCCGCUUGUGCAACACAAGUGCGGUGCCUGUGAAUUUUGUGCGCUUCGAGUUCGAAGACAGUUGGCAACCUUCUGCUCGUGAUGCUAUUCUGCAACGUGGUCUCUUGCCUGCUGACGUGCAUGAGCUUGAAUGGCAGCUUUUGCAUGCGCCUGUCAUUUCAAUCGACAACGACCCAGAACACCCAGAAUCUUCCUUGGCCAUUCCUCCGCACGCCUCCAAGGACGCUCGCUUCCUAAUUCGCGCACGCUGCGACUGCCAAUGGGCUCGUAUCCGUGUAUGGUACGGCAACACAGAUGGCAAUAUGCCUUCAAAAGCAACAUUACGCCUGCGCUCCGUCACACUGACGCUCCCACUCUCUGUCGAGCCUAGUAUCGAUCUAAGUUCUUUGGAUGUCCAGCCUAUUGAGCGCGAUGUGGCUGAACGUCUUGCAGCUCUGAUGUUGCGACGCAGCGACAGCAACGAACGACAGCCUUCUUCAGCCCCCGAGGCAUAUGGCAUGACAUCCUCGUGCGCGUUGGUCGCCAUGGACUUGUACAAUCACUCAGCAUGGCCUCUGAGCGUCUGCUUGGACGUGCAAGCGGCCGAACAUGUCUCAUUACGAACUCAUCACACACUCACGCCCGGCACAACCAGCCGUAUUACCUUCCCAUUCUCACAGCGCCACUUGACUCAGGAGGCGCUUUCUGCGCCGAUUCCUCAGCUGUCGCCGCGCCAGUUCGUGGUGUCCCAAACGCCCCAUUCAGAAACCCAAGUGGUACAGAACAAGGCGCAGUUCUGGGUCCGUGAAGCACUGCUCCGUUCUCUGGAUGCCACAUGGACAAACAUGGAGACAGGAGUGCAAGGUCAAGUCACUUCACUUCGUGCUCUGUGGCCGAUGCCGGUACAUGUGCCCCUUCUUGUCGAGCCUAGCGUCAAUGUUGACGUGACGGUCGAAGAGUGUGCUCCUGCCGAUUCGACUCUACAAGUGUGCGUGCACGUUCGCGGAGCACGCUCGGCACACCGUGUACGCGUGUUCUUGGAUUCGUGUUUGGCCAAAGAAAAAGCCAGUACACACGUGCUUGUAGCUGACGGCUCUUGGGAUAUCACCUAUUCGGCCUAUGAUGUACAGCGAACAGGAGGCACGUUCACUUGGACACCAACCCUUUGUUUCUUGUCGCAUGGCACUUGGACAGUCGCUGCGUACGCGCAAGUCACUUGGGAUGCUUCCUCUGAGCCAUUUACGUACACGAGUACGUCCCGAUGCGUCACGAUCGUGUAG
Malassezia globosa CBS 7966 is the source of this 4377-nucleotide messenger RNA. RefSeq lists its product as uncharacterized. NCBI's taxonomy places the organism in Eukaryota, Fungi, Basidiomycota, Malasseziomycetes, Malasseziales, Malasseziaceae. The transcript has a single exon. Gene Ontology annotation, cellular component: trans-Golgi network. The record is from RefSeq and is a predicted model, not a curated record. Bases 1 to 4377 code for a protein of 1458 amino acids.